Molecule: messenger RNA, 1644 nt
Organism: Penicillium argentinense
Lineage: Eukaryota; Fungi; Ascomycota; Eurotiomycetes; Eurotiales; Aspergillaceae
Exons: 1
Coding region: 1-1644 (547 amino acids)
Biological process (GO): transmembrane transport
Molecular function (GO): transmembrane transporter activity
Source: RefSeq, a predicted model, not a curated record
AUGAAGUCAAAGCAACAACAACCCAUCUCCUCCUCUCAUAACGAGAACAUCCCCGGAGAGGCUGUCGUUACUCCGGAGGAGGAGCCCUACCACAAGAGCUGGAUUGUGGGAGGAAAAUACCGCGACCAUUUACGGGAGGAACACACCGAGAAGAUCGCGAGCCAGUUAUUGCAGGAAGUCGAGUUUGACCUUCCCUUGACCAUCACCAAGCCACAUGAACACGACGGCCAAGAUUACAUUGUGCUGGAGUUUGCUGUGGGCGAUAAGGAGAAUCCUUUCAACUGGGAUGGAAAGUUCAAGGCAUUCAUCAGUGUCCUGCUGUGCUGCAUGACCCUCUUCAUCGGUCUUGCCACCACUGCCUACAGUUCCGGAAUCUCACGCAUGACUGAAGAGUUUGGUGUCUCAUCUGAGCUGGGCCAGUUGGGUCUUUUCUGCUUCAACUUCACCUGUGCUCUUGCACCUCUCUUUCUGGCUCCGUUCUGUGAGUUGGCCGGCCGCCGCAUCGUCUACGUCGGAGCUUAUGUCUGCUUCUCUCUGAUGUUCAUUGGUCUCGCCCUAGGAAAAAACAUCGCCACUAUCCUUGUCUGCCGCUGCUUGCUCGGUCUGUUUGGCUGCGUCGGCACCAUCUUGGUCGGUGGUACCUUCGGGGAUAUGUAUACCCCGGCUCACCGUGCGAUCCCGAUGGCAUCCUUUUCUUUUAUUGCCAUCUUCGGUACCGUCGCGGCCCCCAUCUACGCCGGUUUCAUUGACCAGGCUCUGGGCUGGCGCUGGCUCGAGGGUAUUCAGGGUCUGGCCAACAUCCCCCUUGGGGUCUUGAUCGUCAUCUUCCUUUGCGAGACCCGCGGUGGUGUUGCCCUGAGCAAGCGUGCUAAGCUGCUCCGCAAGAACACCGGUGACGAGCGCUUUGUGACCGACAACGAGCUCGAGGCCCCCGGUAUCAAGCAGAUGCUGCACAACUCCUCCGUCAAGGCCAUCCGCAUGCUUUUCACCGAGCCCGUCGUGUUCGCCUUCGGUCUGUGGAUCUCCUUUGCCUGGUUCCUGACCUUCCUCUUCCUUUCCGUCAUCCCCAUCACCUACCAGGAGAAGCGCGGCUGGAACGAGGGUGUCUCCGGUCUCCCCUACAUCGCUCUCUGCGUCGGCACCACCAUCGGGUUCGGCAUGAACUUCUUCCAGAUCCGCAAGUACGCCAGCAUCGUUGCGGACCCCGACCGCAAGACCAAACCCGAAGACCGUCUGUACGGAGCUUUGUGUGGCGCUGUCUGGCUGCCCGUCGGCCUGUUCAUCUACAGCUUCACCCAAUACAAGCAAUUGUUCUGGUUCGGCCCCAUCGUCGGUUUGGCUCUGAUCGGUAUCGGAAUUUUUUUCAUCUUCGAGUCCUGCUAUUCUUAUACCUCGGACUGCUAUGGCGAGAACUCGUCAUCCGCGAUCGCCGGCCAGGGUUUCAUGCGUAAUACUCUGGGAGCCGUGUCGCCUCUGUUCGCGUCGCAGUUCUUCCACAACCUGGGUAGCCAGUACGCUGGUCUGCUGCUGGCGUUGAUCGCCACUCUGUUGACCUUCAUCCCGUUCGUGCUGUACAAGUAUGGCCCUGCUUUGCGUGCGCGCUCGAAGCUGGCCAGCGCUGUUGUCAACAGCAGUACCGAGUAA